CCGUUUACCGGCCGGUCUUGAAUCAGACAUGGCGGCUGUAAGAGAAGUGUAAACAUGCGCUGGUGAAGUUUAUUUCCUCUAACACGUGCCUGUUCACUAGUGAAUUGCUGUGUUUUGUGGUGUGCACAAAAGCAAAGGUGCGGUUGAUACACGUGCUGCUGGAAAUCUGUCUUAAACGGCAUCUACAAAAUUAAAACCGCGGAACACAUGGCUCACGUGGUUGCGCUGAGGUCGUUGCUCCGCGCGAGAAGUUUGUCUGCAAUUUCACGUAGCCGCCGAUGGGAAAGCACUUCGGCUGGCGAAAACUCCAGUGAUGUCAAGGCAGGAGGCUCGGAAGACGCCGCAGUGAAGAAGAAAGGUGGAUUCGCUGAAGCGUUCUUGAAGUUUCAAGAGUUGUCUUUGGCUAAGGACACACCUGAAACGCCCCAACGCUUCUCAACUCUUCUAAGGAACUCUAAAUGGAUCGACCUCGGUGACCCCGAGGGCAGGAUCGUGAUCGGCAAGAUAUUUCACAUAGUAGAGGAUGACUUGUACAUUGACUUUGGCGGCAAGUUCCACUGUGUAUGCAAAAAGCCUGUGAAGAACUCGGGCGACUACGUGCGGGGUGCCAAGGUGCGUCUACGGCUGAACGACAUGGAGAUGUCGUCGCGCUUUCUGGGCACCGAGAAGGACCUGACGCUACUGGAAGCGGACGCCACCCUCCUCGGACUGCAGCGGGCGCAAGAAAAGAGCCCCAAGACUCAGCCGUAGUCCGUUGUUAGCGUUUGUUUCGUAGCUGUUGUUUAUAAAUAAAGACCGUCGUUAGCA
Dermacentor silvarum is the source of this 807-nucleotide messenger RNA. RefSeq names its product 28S ribosomal protein S28, mitochondrial (gene mRpS28). Gene Ontology annotation, cellular component: mitochondrial small ribosomal subunit. The transcript has 2 exons. Lineage: Eukaryota; Metazoa; Arthropoda; Arachnida; Ixodida; Ixodidae. The coding region runs from base 208 to 750 and encodes 180 amino acids. The record is from RefSeq and is a predicted model, not a curated record.